Hibiscus syriacus is the source of this 1005-nucleotide messenger RNA. Its product is annotated as gibberellin-regulated protein 14-like. The coding region runs from base 46 to 807 and encodes 253 amino acids. NCBI's taxonomy places the organism in Eukaryota, Viridiplantae, Streptophyta, Magnoliopsida, Malvales, Malvaceae. The record is from RefSeq and is a predicted model, not a curated record. The transcript is spliced from 4 exons.
CACUGCAGUGAAGUACUCAAGAGUAAUGUGAGCAUUCUCUCACAAAUGGCUUUCAAAGCUCUGCCGGUGUUUGUAUUGGCCACUUUUCUGCUACUUUCAACAACUGUUGCUUACAAUGAGGUGGGAGAGAAGAUUGAGGAGGCUGCUGCUCCGGUGAAAUCUGCACCGCCAUACAAGGUCCCUACUCCACCAUAUAAACCCCGAGCUCCUGCACCGCCAACCAAGGCUCCCACUCCCCCAUAUAAGCCCCCAUCUACUUCACCACUAGUCAUGCCUCCAACUCCAGCACCAGCACCCGCAACAAAGGCUCCAACACCGCCAUAUAAGCCUCCAACUACAGCACCAGCACCCCCAACAAAGGCUCCAACCCGCCCAUAUGAGCCCCCAACUCCUGCACCAGCACCCCCAACAAAUGCUCCAACCCCAUCAUAUAAGUCCCCAACUCCUGCACCAGCACCCCCAACCAAAGCUCCAACACCCCCGUAUAAGGCCCCAACUCCUGCGCCUCCAGUUAAACCCCCUACACCACUAUACAAGCCACCAACAACUCCAGCACCACCGACGAGUACACCUCCUUACAAGCCACCAAGUCCACCAUUGCCACCCGUUAGGGCAAGAAAGGAUUGCAUCCCAUUAUGUGGACAGAGGUGUAAAUUACAUUCAAGGACUAACCUGUGCUUGAGAGCAUGCAUCACAUGCUGUGACAGAUGCAAAUGUGUUCCACCAGGGACAUAUGGCAACAGAGAAAUGUGUGGCAAGUGUUACACCGACAUGAAAACCCACGGCAACAAGCCCAAAUGUCCUUGAAAAAAACAACACUUGUGGAGGCUGUUUUCUUAUAUACAUGUAAUAGCUAAAAGCUUGGUGUAACAAGUUUUGUAAGAAGGGAGACAAUGAAUGGUUUUCUUGUAAUCCUAGAGCCUAUGAACUUGUCAAAAUGGUUUUAAUUAUCAUAAUUCAAGAUAUAAAUUAGUGUAGAUUGUGUUCCCUUUUGUUCUUGGUAAU